CAUGACUUGCAGCGUAUGGCGUCCGACUAUUUUAUGGAAACAAAACGAAGAAUGCAAUGCAGAAUCGCAAUAGUGCAGAAUCACACUGGCACACGUUGGAGCAUUUACUGCGCAUGCUCGACGCGCAAUGUCCAGCCUUGCCAAGACCUGCCCCUAUUCUUCACCAAUGAACGGGCAAAUUUACAAGCGGCAUAAGCGUUUCACUAUGGCCGAGACUGACGGUGACAGCUAGCGAAUGAGAUGUUGUUGACAAAACACUGAAGAUCUGCUAAAUGCAACGCUUGUGCCCAAACGAGAAAGUCUUUUCUUCGAUCCUGCUAAAAUCAGGUGGUUUGUUUGUAAAAGCCGUUGGGAGUGAAGCUACCGGCUACAGCUACAGAUAUUGGAGAGGGCAGAUCUGUUUAUCAGAACUAACGGCGAUAACGCGCGACCUUUCUGGAUUGUAGGCUGAUAUAAGGACCGCGCGAGCGACCGGAAAAUGAACCAUGGCAACCGCAUCUCUCGGGAAAGAGCUCGAGCGCACUUUUCAUCUUUUGCGUUCAUUUGCCCUUUUUGGGGAAUAUUUAAUCGGGUAGUUUUAUGUGGUUUACAGCAUUGUACGACGUUUAAUUAGUUAUUGAGUUGUUUUUGUAAGUGAUUAUUUGUAGUGCAUCUGACGCAAGAUAUGGAUAUUUGGACUUGGUUGCGUUAAAGGACCCUUUGAUGUUAAAGGACAUCAUAAUGGAUCAAGAUGACAACCAAGAAACAUGUGAACCCCCUCUGCAUGCCCUUUACGGGCCUAACCGGAUCCGGCCGUCAUCGUACCGGGCUCUGCGAAGUGCCGUGUCCAGCCUGGCACGAAUUGACGAUUUUUUCUGUGAAAAAAUCGGUUCCGGGUUCUUCUCAGAAGUCUUUAAGGUGCAGCACAGGAUCACAGGGCAGGUGAUGGCUCUGAAGAUGAACACACUGGCCAGUAACAAAGCCAACAUGCUGAGAGAGGUGCAACUCAUGAACCGCCUUUGCCACCCCAACAUCCUCAGGUUUUUGGGGGUGUGUGUUCAUGAAGGACAGCUUCAUGCUCUUACAGAGUUCAUAAAUGGGGGCAACCUGGAGCAGCUGCUGGACAGUGACAUAUAUCUGUCAUGGAGCGUGAGAAUAGGUCUGUCUCUGGACAUUGCAAGAGGGCUGCAGUAUCUACACAGCAAGGGCAUUUUCCACCGAGAUCUUACAUCAAAGAAUUGUCUGGUCCGUUGUGACAAUGGUGCUUUUACUGCUGUGGUUGGGGACUUUGGGCUGGCAGAGAAAAUCCCCGAUUACAGUGAUGGUGCUGAAAAGCAGCCUUUGGCUGUUGUGGGCUCCCCCUACUGGAUGGCACCAGAAAUGUUAAGAGGAGAGCUGUACAAUGAGAAGGUGGAUGUUUUUGCAUAUGGAAUAAUCCUUUGUGAGAUUAUUGCUCGAAUUGAGGCUGACCCAGAUAUCCUCCCACGAACUGAGGAUUUUGGACUGGAUGUGGACACCUUUGAGCAAAUGGUGGGAGACUGUCCACCGUCAUUCCUUCGCCUGGCUGUCAAUUGCUGCAAUAUGAGUGCAGACAGUCGUCCUGCCUUUUCUGAAAUAGUAGUGACACUUGAGAGGAUAGAGAGAGAGAGGAAGAUGAGUGAAGCUCCAGUCAUCCUAGAACCCAUUGCUGUUGACGUCAGUCCGUACAGGAGGAGAAGCUCGCCAUGCCAUCCUGGUGACCAGCGUCUGUCCCGUAGUCAAUCAGACGUAUUGCCCCCUGCCACUUCACCGUGUUUAGGCACGCCUGCACGGGUCAACCCAUUCUCUCUUCGCCAAGACCUCAACGGUGGUCGCAUCAAGCUGUUUGACACCCCUAGCAAAUCUGUCAUCUCUCUUACCUUUACCCUUCCACCACCUCCAGAUCCCUGUGCCUCCCCAUCACUAAACGGGAGCCCAGGGCUCCGAGGUCCCCCUCGAAGGUGUCGUUCCCUGCCGUGCACCCCCGAGCUGGGGCGACAGCUACCCUUCCGGGACCAAGAUGGCCAAGAAGAGGAGGAGAGGACUGAAGAACUGAGAGAUGGAAUGAAAGAGAAAGAGGCAGAAGGACGGCAAGAUGCAGUGGAGGACUCAGGCCUGGUUUUGGACUUAGAUAUGGUGUCUUUAGAACGGGUAGAAGAGGAAGAGGAGGAUGAAGAGGUGGAGAAAGAGGGACUGAGCCUCACAGAGCCCAUGGACUGUAGCAGCUCGCCCGACACGGCAGAAGGAAACGUGUCAGGGAAGCGGCUUAUCAGCGGUUCUUCUUAUUCCUCGUCCUUGCAGUCCAAUGGUUGGGCUACACCCAUCUCUAAUGGACCACCGUUAUUACCUCCCCUUCCCCGUUUGGACAAUAACAAUGGACUACUGAGGCCUGGGCGGCCGAUGGCAUGGGCAAGACUGAACGGUUACCGAGGCCCCGCUCCGGAGCCUUUACCGCCCACUAAUGAACAUGACGAUGUGAUUUCAUGUCCAGCCUGCUGUCUGGCUGGGUUCAGCUUCCCUUCUGUGUGCCUGCGUGGAGCUCCUCCCUCACGCUGUGGACCUCCACGACGACCGUACAGGACCUUCAGCAGAGGGGAAGCAUCCGCAACCACAGCAAAGGGACUGCUCUGUCGGGGAGCAACGGGUCUGGCUCCAUCCACAGCUACUUGUGAGCCAGGGUUACCCCUACCAGAGGCCCAGACCUAAAGAUGACCACUGCAACAUCUCAGAAACUGCAAUGCCACACAGUCAGGCCACUGGUCUGAUGUCAGGAUGGUUAUCUUAGUGGAUGCAGUGUGGGUUGAAUUAAAGGGAUAGGUCACCCAAAAAUUAAAAUUCUGUCAUUUGCUCACCCUGAUGUUGUUCCAAACCUGUAUGACUUACUUUAUUCUGGGAAACACAAACAAUGUUUUGAAAAAUGCCACACUGUUUUUUAUCUAUAUGGUGAAAGUCAGUGUUAUUUAAUUGUAUGGAUGUUUAAAACAUUCUUAAAAUGAUCUUCUUUCUGUUUUACUGAGUAAAGAAAGUCAUAGUUUUUGACAUGAGGGUGAGUAAAUAAUGACAGAAUUUUUUAGGGUUACACAAUAUAUAAAAAAAUUCAACGAUAGUGUGAUAUGGUUUAGUGCGAUUGUCAAAAUGCAUAGGUUGAAAGAUAUUCACUAACAAUUUCAGAUCGAGCACGUGUCUAAAUGAACAGCGCCGCACUUCACUCUGAAACCAGCAGUGCAUAUAUUUAAAAAAUACUUUUAUUAUAAUAAUUUUAUGUUUGUACUAUAAAAUAAACUUAUAUUUAUUAAAUGCCCAAUUUUAAAAUUUCAUUAAAUGCUGUUAUUACAGUAUAUUUAUUGUUUUGUUUAAUAUUUUUAUUUAAUAUCGCAAAAAAAAUCAUAAUAUUAUAGUCAUUUUGAAUUAGACAAAAACAAUGGCAAUGUGGCCUAUGAAAACUGAAGUGGAAAGAGAUUACUUUAAACUAUGUUUAAUUUAUGGUUAAAGAAAGAGGUUUAAGUUGUUUCUUGUGAAUUUAAGUUUAAUUAAAAAAAUGUUUUUUUAAAAAUCCAAAUUGGUCAGCCCUCAAAAGGAUGAAUCACAUUAAAAAAAUAAAAAAUAAAAGUGUGGAUGCACUUAUUGUAGAAUGAUUCCGCCCCCACCCCAAAAUAUUGCACAGUAUUCAAGCCAUCUGCUGAAAAGUCAUUUUGUUUUCAUAUUGCACUAUAUAUAGCAGUAAAACUUUUUGUUUUUGGGUGAACUAUCCCUUCAGAUAUAUGUAUGAGACACACACAGGAUAGAAGUGAGGAAUGAAAGGCAUGCUGGUUCCAUAGUGCCAGUUCUUUAUCAUGGUCUUUUUUGCCGUAAUUCAGAAUAACUUAAAACCAUUACUGUACAAUAAUGGCUGCUUUUUAUUGUGUGCUCUUUUUGGCUCCAUAAAUGUUUGAUUGACUGAAAGCCACUGUGUUUAAAAAGAACAAAUACUGUGUUUGUAAGGGAGACCUACAUGAUAAUUGUGGCAUGUCAAGCAUUUUAAGUGUAUUAUCUGAUUUAUUUAUUUAUUAGAUAAGCAUUCCUCUGAAAGACUGAAUGCUCUUCACUUUGCUGUGAGAGUGAACUAGGGUGUGUGACAAUGAGUACUCAUGCCAGACAUUAGUUGAGACAUUUUUGUGAUACAUGUGUAUGUUUAGAUGCAAUGUAUGCAGUAACUCAUGGUAAUUAUGUAAAGUGUACUGUUUAAUAGGCAUUUUUUAAAUGAAAACUUAUACAUUUUGAGUUUUACACAAAAUGAAGAUGUGCAGGAGUGCUUGUAGAAGAUAGCAGUUUACAUUUUAUUUUUAUCUCCCCCUUGUGGUCUGGAGGAUACACUCUUGUUAGAUCACUGCUGCUGUAGAGAAAAAAAAACAGAUUUCUCUCACACAAGAGAUGUUAGAGGACAUUUACCUUCACUUUUGAUCUAGUUCAGCUUUUUUGUGAUGUUCAAGGUAUGGAAUCGUAUUUAAAAAGCAAAAGAGCAUCUUGCACAGUGUUUUCUGAUGCCACUAACAUUUACUCAAGACAAUUAUGACACACCCCAGCACAAAUGAUUAAUUUUUUUUUUUUUUUUGCUUUGUGUUUAAACGUGAGUGUAAAUUUUCACAGGAACCUAGAUUCGUUUUGGGUCAAAACUAGUAUGAAACAGUAAUUCAUAUUCACUCUAAACUGAAUGUUUGCAUUAGUUUAUGCAAAUUCUGAGAUUCUGCGUCUGUUAUGCUGAAGUGUUUCUGAAGUGUGGAUUCCGCCAUAGAAACACAUCCACUGAAUUUCCUCAUGCUUGUUUAUGUACAUCUGCUAAUGAAAUGAGCAUAGGAAGUAUCUGCAUGCUGAGUACUGUACAAAAGAGUGAUCUGUACAUAUCAAUGCAUGACAAUAGACAAGAAGCUGUCUAGCACGUUAAAACUUCCCUUCAGACUGGCAUCAGAGGUGAAGUUGUCUCAAGGCAUUUUUGUCUUCUGAAUUCUGAGAUGAGAUAUGGAUGCAAUAAGUGCUCUUGGUUUAAACAGUAACUUAUAUUUUUAAUAGUUUGGUAAGGAAUAUGUUUGAAGGAAUUCAUUAGGUAUUUGAAAAGUAUGCAUUUUCUAAUACUAAUCUGUGAGAAUUGGGCUGAAGCUGAAGCUCAGAAGCUGAUAAUGAAAAGUCGGCUUGAUUAUGACUAUAAUUUUCCAUGCACAGAAGAGAUGAAAGCAAUUUGAUCACGUGUAUUUGAACAGCACAGACAUUCAGAACUUGCCUCCUUUGUGUCAGUGAUGAAGUGAUGUUAUAGUGGAUGAGACGUGGAUGGAUUUUUAAGGUCCAUGUGUCAUGUUACUGUGUAAACAUUUGUUUCUUUCUAAGAGAGAAUGUCUUUCUCUCUGAAAGCAAAGCACUUAUCACUAUGAUUACUUUUACUAGUUCUGGGGAACAGCAGCUUUAAUGUCAGUGAAUUGUUAUUUAUGAAAAUGUCAUAAAUUAAAAAAAAAGAUUGAAUGUAGAAACGCUGUCAUUUUUUUUUUUACAUUUAAAACGUAUUUGAAAUGUUUAUAGAAAUUGUUUUAGCUACAGAGCUGAAUCAGAAAAUUGACAAUCAUUGUGCCAUAAUCUAGUGUAUAGAGAUCAUUUCAUAUAGAAGGGCUGUUGUGUUUAUUGGAACAAAGGUUCCAAUUCGGACUGCGUAUGAUCCCAUUGCCACUCUCUUGAUACCCUGUCAGCAAAAUUCAGAUCAGACGGGAACAAGAUUGAUAGUAGGGUUUUUUUCACUAAAAAUGUUUAAUAUGUAAAAAUUUGGAAUAUGCAUGAAAAUAAUCAGGCUGAUACAUCUCAAAUUUAACAAAACAGACCAGAACCACAUUUCCAAAUAUCUAGAAUAAGUCUGGAAAACCAAAGAAUUCUUCUCACAACUUUAUUUUGAUUUUUUUAAAUAAAGAAGGAAAACAUACAAAGUGAAAGACACCCAUUGUCAUUCAUGGAAAAUCUGUACAGUGCUAAAAAACUUUGUUAGUCUAAAAAACGGAAAAAGUUGAAAAUAGACUAAAGGUUUUGAACAAUCUAUGUUUUUUAUCCGCUUCAUACAUGGAUUCAUGUGGAAAAGUUCAAAUUGUGUGCUUGUAGAAAACAUUUGUGUAGGAAUAUGCUAGUUUUGGCAUCUUUCAUAAUAGGUAAUACCGCUGUAAACAUACCAUCUGUAAACAUAAUUGUUUUGAAACAUCUGAACUUCUGAGAUACAUAA
Molecule: messenger RNA, 6226 nt
Organism: Onychostoma macrolepis
Lineage: Eukaryota; Metazoa; Chordata; Actinopteri; Cypriniformes; Cyprinidae
Gene: tesk1a
Product: testis associated actin remodelling kinase 1a
Exons: 11
Coding region: 703-2703 (666 amino acids)
Biological process (GO): positive regulation of stress fiber assembly; actin cytoskeleton organization; protein phosphorylation
Cellular component (GO): cytoplasm; nucleus
Molecular function (GO): protein serine/threonine kinase activity; ATP binding
Source: RefSeq, a predicted model, not a curated record